Molecule: messenger RNA, 3655 nt
Organism: Papaver somniferum (opium poppy)
Lineage: Eukaryota; Viridiplantae; Streptophyta; Magnoliopsida; Ranunculales; Papaveraceae
Product: probable disease resistance protein At5g63020
Exons: 2
Coding region: 21-3377 (1118 amino acids)
Molecular function (GO): ADP binding; protein binding
Source: RefSeq, a predicted model, not a curated record
AAAGUCUCUCAAUUUCAAGAAUGGCGGAUUUGAUUGUGUCUCUCAUUUCUCCCAUUACUGAGCUUAUCAAGUGUUGUUUUCCUCCAAUUAAGGUUGGAUUUAGGUACUUAGUUCGACAUGAGAAAAAGAUUGGAGAGCUUAAAACCAAAGUCAAUACGCUGAGGACAUUAAAAUCAGAUGUGCAACUUAAAGUAGAAGCAGCCGAAAGGAACCGUGAAACAAUUUUUGAUGAAGUAGUGAAAUGGCUUGGCGAGGUGGAUGCACAAACUACUCAAGAUCCACAAAUGGUGGCCUUAAUGAAUGGGCAAGCUCUUGAUGAAAUUAAUAAAAUAAAACAUUUUACUCGUCGUUAUGGCGUUGGUAAACUUAUUAUUAAAAAAAGUGAACUAAUUGAUUCACUUAUUCUCCAAGGAAGAAAUUGUUCAAGUGUUUCUACCGGUAUCAGUCGUUUAGUUCUUGGUGUAGAUUGUUUCCCAAAAGAUCCAGAUUUCGAGUCGUUUCCAUCAAGAGAGUCUGUUAGGGCUGAAGUCAUCAAAGCGUUGAGGGACGCCAAGACUAACUUGAUCGGGGUAUAUGGAAUGGGUGGAAUUGGGAAAACAAUGCUGAUUAAUGAAAUUUGUAGCCAAGUCAAAGAAGAUAAACUUUUUGAGGUGGUUGUAUUCGUAGCUGUAUCUCAGAAUGUGGAAUUGAAGAAGAUACAAGCUAAAAUAGCCGAGGCGCUAGAGUUUGGAGCAAUUAAACAAAGCGAAGAUGAAACCACAAGAGCAUUGACUUUAUCAGCACGGUUAAUGGAGGUACAGAGCAUACUCAUUGUGUUAGAUGAUCUAUGGACAGAGGACUUCAACUUACAUCAUGUGGGCAUACCUUAUGGACAAAACAAAGGCUGCAAAGUUGUUGUUACUACAAGAAUCCGUAAAGUAUCUUGUGGUAGUCAUGAAUUUCAAACCAACAUCGAAGUGAAGACCAUAACUGAAGAUGAAUCACGGGAUCUGUUCAAGAAAAAGGUCGGUGAUAUUCCGGAUAUUGAUGUGGCUAGAGAGAUCGUCAGGGAGUGCAAUGGUUUGCCAAUAGCACUUGUUGUGCUCGGAAGGGCAUUGAGAAAAAAAGACACUGAAGUAUGGGAAACAUUUUCUAUUCAACUAAAGAAUUCUCAGAUUAAAGACAUCGCAGGUAUGAAUUCCAGAGUUUACUGCUCGAUAAAAUUGAGUUAUGAUUUCUUGAAGAAUGAGUUGGAAAAAAGAUGUUUCCUGCUUUGUUGCCUAUUCCCGGAAGACUAUAAAAUAACUGUGAUUAAUGAACUCAUGAUGUACUUUAUCUGUGAUGAUACUAAUUUGCGUGGCUUCACUAAUCUAAAGCAAGCCAGGUGGAAAUUACACACAGUAUUGCUGUUACUCACAGAUUCAUGUUUAUUAUUGCGUGAUGAGAAAAUGUCCGUUGUGUGGAUGCAUGACAUUAUUCGUGAUGUGGCAAUCUCAAUUGCCUCCGAAGAAGAACAUGGUUUCCUUGUAGAAGUUGGCAAGGGUUUAACUGAGUGGCCGAAUCUGUUACUAUCACCGUCGAGUAAUUCAAGGUUCCAACGGCUAUCACUGAUGAGAAACUCGAUCAGCGGACUCCCCGACCAACCUGAAAUUCCUCUUCUCGUUAGCAUGUCUUUGGAAGGAAAUGAAACAUUGAAGGACAUUCCGGAUGAUUAUUUUCAAGGUAUGAAGCAAAUGGAAACUCUUGAUUUGCGCUCAACUGGUAUUUCUAAAUUACCCAAGUCGAUUUCAUUACUUUUAGGUCUCCGAACACUUUAUCUAGAUUAUUGUGUUUUUGAUUCUUCGACUGACAUAUCUCUAGUUGGGCUUUUAAAGAAACUUGUAAUACUUAGUCUGCAAGGUUGUAAUUUGGAGCGACUGCCAACCGAGAUAGGUGAACUAACUGGUUUGAAGUCGUUAAAUUUGUCGCGAAACAAGUCUCUGCACGUUCCACCAAAUGUUAUAUCGAAGUUGUCUCAGCUGGAAGAGUUAUACAUGAAGGAAAGCUUCAGAGGGUGGGAAGUCCAAGGGUGGAAAAGUGAAAUGAAAGCUAGUUUAGAAGAGAUAACAUUUUUAUUACAAAGAGGUGUAUUAACUACUCUACAUUUCAGUUUGGAUAAGAGUCGUCGCGAGCUUCAUAUUGAGAAGGAUGGACCAAGAAGAAUCCAUUUGGAUGUAACUUUUGGCCAGAGAACAGGGUUAGACUACAGGUCCUGCCACAAUUUCCUUGAUGUUAUGGUUUCUCCUCCAAUUUGUCAUAUCAUUAUGGUGUUGUUGGAAAGAGUCGAAACGCUAAAGCUUAAAAGGAGUAACGAUCUGAAGAGUGUAGCACAAAUUGUUCCAACUCAUGUUGGAUUUAAAAAUAUGAAGUCUCUUGGUAUUGAAGAAUGCAAUGGCAUGGAAUUUCUGAUGAGGGCGCAGGAAGCAGAAGUCGCAAGAAACACUUUCAGUGCUAUGGAAGAUCUAGUCAUCCGUUCAAUGAAUAAUUUGGAGCAACUUUUUGAUGGACCAGUACCAAUAGGAUUCAUUAAGGAACUAAAAAAGCUGACCAUAAGCAAGUGCAAUAAGAUGGCUAGUAUUUUCGACUCAAAUUUGUUGAAAAUGGUGCCGAAUUUAGAUGAUCUUAGAGUAGAAGGUUGUGAAAUGUUGAAGGAAAUAUUUAACUUAGAAGAAGCAGAUGAACCUAUUCCUGGAGAGCGAAGUUAUAAUGUCAAUUCAUGUUUGAAACUAAAAAAUAUGCAUUUGGAGGGCUUACAAUCUCUGGAGAUCAUAUGCAAAGGAGUCAUUCCAAAUGGAGGUUUUGACAAUCUUCUAAAAGUAGAGCUUUAUACUUGUGACAAAAUUGAACAUCUCUUUUCUCCAGACAUUGCAGCAGGGCUUCGGCAGUUAGAAGAGCUCAAGAUUCGGUUUUGUCUAAAGAUGGUGAAACUAAUAGCACCAGAGGAAGACAUGGUAGAAUGCUCAUCGACUGCUGUAUCUCCUGAAUUGAGAUUCUUUCCUAAGCUAAAAACGCUACUCAUUGAACACUGUUUUAAUUUUGAGCAAUUAUGGGUGGCCAAAAAUCUUGCAAAUUCUCGUGAGAACCCAGUUCUACUUCCUGAAUUGCUUACACUAGAGCUGAAGUAUCUACCAAAACUUACUGAUUUGCAUCAGGGGUCCACCAGCCUGGAAUACCCUUGUUUACAACAUCUGGAAGUAGUUAUGUGUGAUAAUUUGAAGAGGAUUUGUUUGUCGCAUCAAAGAACACCAAAGUUGGAAAAGAUUGUGGGAAACCAUGAGACGUGGUUUCAAACCAUUGAAUGGGGAAGUCCAAGCGACGAACAACUUAUGCGUCACCUUUUUUCAACGCAUGCAUGGUGAAUUAUAAAGAAAGAAGAAGAAUGAUGGAAUCUGACCAAAAAACCAAAACCAGAACCUUUUUUUCCAGUAGCAGGUAGGCUACAGUUUAUCUCAUAAAUGUAUAACAUAGUUUUUAGGCCGGCCUGACAGAGCCUUGCACCAUCUUCUUGAAAUUUAUUUUAAAUAAUGGGAAAUUCCUAAAUCCAAGGACUGGAAACUUUAAUCUUUCGCUUGAUUGCAUGUUCAAUGUUGUGAACGGAACUGAUCAUAUUUAUUCGGAAUUUAUUUGUAAUUUGUAU